GAUCAUAAUCCAAACCUAGAAAUGUAAAAUUCUCGUAACCAAACACAGUCUUUCUUCUUUUUUAUCGCCCUUCCUAACCGAAAACCCUUCAAUUCUCUAACCAACAAAACCCUAGGAGCACCCCCUGCGACAAGGAGCUAAAUAGCCCGCGGCUGCUUCUCAGAGGCAGAAACAGAGAGAGAUGGCGAAGUCGUUGAGAUCGAAGAGAGAGAAGAGGCUGAAGGCUAUAAGGAGAGAGAUUGUGAAACCCUUAUACGACAAGAAGGACGAAGCUAAGCUCGCCGCUCAAGAGGCCGCCCUUGCUGCCCCCAAGCUUCCCGUACGCCUCCACAAAUCUGCGAAUUCCAUGGACUUGAUCGCACCCGAGGCUGCCGCCAACGCCACCACCACCACCACUAGCUCUAAUAACAUGGAUAUGGAGAUGGCGGAGGACAGUCAGAGCAUGCAGUCCUUAAAACCUGUUGCUAAAAUAGGAAAGAGGAUGAGAAAGAAAAUCAAGAUGGCUAAAAGGAACUAUCGUGGUAAGGGCAAGAUCAGGAAGAAGCACAACGUUUAACCGCGUAAAGCAAUAAUUGCUGGCAUUGACUUAUCCUCUGUCCUAUAGCUGUUAGCUUGGUGACAGCAACAUUUUGUUACGAGUCCCUGGCAGUUAUGAGUCCCAUGCUUGGUCUAGUUCUGUUAGUUUUUCUGUUGUCAUGUCAGUUAUAUGUCGGUUGGCCUAUAUCUUAGGCUUUUCAAAUCUCAGAGUUGCCAUGUGGGCUUUUACUGCUUUAGGUUUAUGGUUUCAAAACAGCAGUGUAUGAUGUUCUCUAAUGCUAUUACAUCCCUUCUACUCUUUCUUGUUACA
This is a messenger RNA of Rhododendron vialii, 847 nucleotides long. RefSeq lists its product as uncharacterized. NCBI's taxonomy places the organism in Eukaryota, Viridiplantae, Streptophyta, Magnoliopsida, Ericales, Ericaceae. The record is from RefSeq and is a predicted model, not a curated record. The transcript has 2 exons. Bases 182 to 556 code for a protein of 124 amino acids.